This is a messenger RNA of Daucus carota subsp. sativus, 699 nucleotides long. RefSeq lists its product as uncharacterized. Gene Ontology annotation, molecular function: acyltransferase activity, transferring groups other than amino-acyl groups. The record is from RefSeq and is a predicted model, not a curated record. The coding region runs from base 1 to 516 and encodes 171 amino acids. NCBI's taxonomy places the organism in Eukaryota, Viridiplantae, Streptophyta, Magnoliopsida, Apiales, Apiaceae. The transcript has a single exon.
AUGGACUCAGCAAGAAUCUCUCUCAGGCCCUUCAAGAUUUCAGACGCUGAUGAUUUCUUGAAAUGGGCCAGUGAUGACAAGGUAACUCAAUACCUAAGAUGGCCCAGCAUCACUUCCAGAGAUGAAGCACUCACAUACAUUCAGCAAGUUGCUAUACCACAUCCCUGGCGCCACUCCAUCUGCAUGGAUGACACAUGCAUAGGCUAUGUUUCAGUCAAGCCUGAACCCGGAGACGAUCAUCAUCGGGCUCAUGUCAGCUACGCGCUUAGCGCGGAGUAUUGGGGGCUUGGCAUAGCCACUGUUGCAUUGAAAAAGGCCAUAGCUAAGGUGUUGAAGAAAUUUUCAUACUUGGCAAGGAUAGAGGCUUUGGUGGAAGAAGAAAAUAAAGGGUCUCAAAGGGUGCUUGAGAAAGUUGGGUUCAGAAAAGAAGGGCUGUUGAGGAAGUAUGGGUUUAACAAAGGGGAUAUUAGAGAUAUGAUCAUGUAUAGUUUCUUGUCAACUGAUCAGAUGCUGUGAUUUGUUGUGGACAAGAACCCAUGUAGUGCUUGCUGUUAACUAUUUCCAUCGGAAAUGUUGGUGUCUAUGCAUCUCCGAAUGUACGGUGUUCCUAAGUGACGGAAUCAUGUCAGAACUUGUAUUAAAUACAAAAUUAUUUGUUGUCGCUGAGAUAAUAUAAUCUAUUGUUCAUAUUAAAAUAAA